CCAUAUACCGGUACUCUUUGACCGUGCUAAACCAAACGACGUGGCAACAAUGCAGGGUUUCCUCAUUAUUGUUGGUAUUUUGCUGGGAUUGUUAGGUAUUGUGGAAAGCGGAAGAUGCAUCUCCGAAGACGAGAUUGAUAAACUUAUCGAGAGAAAAAUGGAAACCGCCAUGAAAAAAUAUGACAGAAAAAUUGCUCUCUUGGAAGAAAAAAUUCAUUCCCAUGAAAAGAAAAUUCGAACCCUUGAAGAGAAACGUUCAAGUCUAGGUGCGGAAGAAGAAGGAAAGAACUCUAUACGCUUUCACACAGUAAACAAACAAGAUACUAACACCAUCCUACAGAAAAAUCCUGAACAGAAACCAACCAACGGACAUGUUGCCAUGAAAAGAAUAGUCCCAGGUACUUCCGACAUUGUUGCAUUUUGUGCUUACAUGAGUACGUCAGAAGCUAAUCCAAGUCUACACCACGUAUUAGUGUUCGACAACGUACAAACAAACAUUGGAUCCGCCUACGAUAGGAUUUCUGGGAUGUUCACAGCACCGGCUGAUGGAGUAUAUGUGUUUACUUGCACCAUUUUUUCAGAUAGACAUUCCUUUAUUUACUCACAGAUGGUAGUAAACACUCAACCAUUUACAAACAUGAUUACAGACAGUGAUGAAGUGAGUGACUUCCACUCUUCCACCGGGGUAAUUGUUGUAAGUCUGAACCGUGGUGAUAAGGUGUAUAUUCGAACACACCCAACUUACCUAUCUCAUGGAAGUGUGCAUAGUGGUGUUUUCGGCAAUACUUUGUUUAAUGGUUGGAAAUUGUAAUCUUAUUGCUGGAAAAUAAAAUAAAAUGUAUACGCAAGAAAGUUUAAAAUAAAGAGGAGAACU
Magallana angulata is the source of this 874-nucleotide messenger RNA. RefSeq names its product cerebellin-3-like. The transcript is spliced from 2 exons. Gene Ontology annotation, molecular function: protein binding. The record is from RefSeq and is a predicted model, not a curated record. Lineage: Eukaryota; Metazoa; Mollusca; Bivalvia; Ostreida; Ostreidae. Bases 50 to 811 code for a protein of 253 amino acids.